UAUAUAUCCUCUCUUUGAACCCAGCCCUUAACCUCAAAAAUCAAAUAUGCCGUCUUCCCUUCAAUUCUACCGCCACACCGCCACUAAACCCACCGCCGCUUUCAAUUGUCAUCACGCCGCCGUUAAUCCAAAAAACCAAUUCGUGCCGCCUCCGUGCCCGGUCGCUGAUCACAAACAUGCGGUGGCGUCGGACCAGUGCAGCUCCGUCGUGGUGCAGACGAUCGACGCUCCGGUACCCGUCGUUUGGUCGUUGGUCCGGCGGUUCGACAACCCACAAACGUACAAGCACUUUCUGAAGAGUUGCCGGAUUGUGGACGGCGAUGGGGAAACGGUUGGAACGGUGCGUGAGGUGCACGUGGUGUCAGGUCUGCCAGCGCUGUCGAGUAAAGAACGGUUGGAGAUUCUGGACGACGAAAAGCACGUGAUGAGCUUCAGCGUUGUAGGAGGGGACCACAGGCUGAAGAAUUACCGGUCGGUGAUGAGCUUACACGUGGUACCGGGUGGCGGAGGAACGGUGGUCGUGGAGUCGUACGUGGUGGACGUGCCGCCGGGAAAUACAAAAGAAGAAACGUGCGUGUUCGUAAAUACGAUCGUGCGGUGCAAUUUACAAUCGUUGGCUCGAGUAUCGGAGAAUAUUGCCAAAUCAAAGACCAAAAGUAUAUAAAAAGAAAUCAUAUACUAUUUUAGGCAUUAUAAUGUGGAUAAUCAAAUGCUAAAUCGCUUCAAUUUUUUUGUUUCUUUUUUUGGGUCCAGACUUUAACUUCCAUUGAUAUCA
Molecule: messenger RNA, 775 nt
Organism: Benincasa hispida (wax gourd)
Lineage: Eukaryota; Viridiplantae; Streptophyta; Magnoliopsida; Cucurbitales; Cucurbitaceae
Source: RefSeq, a predicted model, not a curated record